AGAGUGACUUCUAUUCACUAAAACCAUGUGUCUGAACUGAAGAAGCUGGGGCUCACUUCCACAAAUGUGGAAAAAUGCUAAUCACUGAAAGAAAACAUUUUUUGUCAGGAAGAAUUGCACAAAGUAAGUCUGAAGCAAAUUUGUUUGACAUGGAAGCUGGAAAACUCUCAAAAAGUUGCAAUAUUACAGAAUGCCAGGAUCCAGACUUGCUUCACAGUCGGCCGGAUGCUUUCACGCUUCAUGGUAAUAAUGCUUCCAAAGUUACAAAUCCAUUCUGGAAUCAACUGUCUGCUUCUAACCCAUUUUUGGAUGACAUAACUCAGCUAAGAAAUAAUAGGAAGAGAAAUAAGAUUUCCAUCUUAAAGGAAGAUCCUUUUCUUUUCUUUAGAGAAAUAGAAAAUGGGAAUUCUUUUGAUUCCUCCGGUGAUGAACUUGAUGUGCAUCAGUUACUUAGGCAGUCUUCCUCAAGAAAAUCUGGAAGAUCUAAAAGCAUUUCAGAACUUCUGGACAUUUUAGACGACACAGUACGUUCCCAUCACAGUAUACAUAACUCUGAUCAGAUUCUACUACAAGACUUAGAAUGGCUUAAAAAUGACCGAGAGGCUUAUAAAAUGGCUUGGUUAAGUCAACGCCAGCUGGCCCGCUCCUGCCUUGAUUUGAAUACAAUUAGUCAGAGCCCUGGAUGGGCCCAGACACAACUUGCAGAGGUCACCAUAACUUGCAAAGUAAACCAUCAAGGAGGAUCAGUACAAUUACCUGAAUCAGACAUCACUGUUCAUGUGCCCCAAGGUCAUGUGGCUGUGGGGGAAUUCCAAGAGGUAUCUCUAAGGGCUUUCCUUGAUCCGCCACACAUGCUUAACCAUGAUCUUUCAUGCACCGUGAGCCCAUUGUUGGAAAUCAUGUUAGGCAACCUCAAUACAAUGGAAACCCUUUUGCUGGAGAUGAAAAUUGGGGCUGAAGUGAGAAAGGAUCCUUUCAGCCAAGUCAUGACAGAAAUGGUGUGUUUACACAGCUUGGGUAAAGAAGGCCCUUUUAAAGUUUUAAGCAACUGCUACAUUUAUAAAGACACCAUCCAAGUCAAGCUAAUCGACUUGAGUCAGGUAAUGUAUCUAGUGGUUGCUGCACAAGCUAAAGCUCUUCAGUCACCAGUUGCCACCAUUUGGGAUUAUAUCCACAAAACCACCUCAAUUGGAAUUUAUGGACCCAAAUAUAUCCAUCCCAGUUUUACUGUUGUUUUAACAGUUUGUGGACACAAUUAUAUGCCAGGACAACUUACAAUUUCUGAUAUUAAGAAGGGCGGAAAAAACGUAUCUCCAGUCGUGUUUCAGCUUUGGGGAAAGCAGUCAUUUUUACUUGACAAGCCACAAGAUUUAAGUGUUUCUGUUGUUUCCUGUGAUCCUGAUUUUGAAGUAAAGACAGAAGGAGAAAGGAAAGAAAUUAAACAAAACCAAUUGGAAGCAGGUGAAAUAGUUCAUCAACAAUUUUUAUUUUCUUUAGUUGAGCACAGAGAGAUGCACUUGUUUGAUUUUUGUGUUCAGGUGGAACCUCCCAAUGGUGAACCAGUUGCACAGUUCUCUGUCACUACUCCUGAUCCAACUCCAAAUCUAAAAAGGCUCUCAAAUCUGCCAGGCUAUUUGCAGAAGAAGGAGGAAAUCAAGUCUGCUCCUUUAUCACCAAAAAUGCUUGUUAAAUAUCCCACAUUUCAAGAUAAAACAUUGAACUUUACCAACUAUGGGGUAACCCUGAAGGCAGUGCUAAGACAAAGCAAGAUUGAUUACUUCCUUGAAUAUUUCAAAGGGGACACAAUAGCUCUCCUCGGGGAAGGUAAGAUAAAAGCUAUUGGGCAGUCCAAAGUGAAAGAAUGGUAUAUAGGAGUCCUCAGAGGUAAGAUUGGACUUGUACACUGCAAAAAUGUCAAGGUGAUUUCAAAGGAACAAGUAAUGUUUAUGUCAGAUAGUGUCUUAACAACCAGAAAUCUUCUUGAACAAAUUGCCCUGCCUUUAAAAAAGUUGACUUAUAUCUACUCAGUUGUAUUAACCUUGGUGUCAGAAAAAGUUUAUGAUUGGAAAGUUUUAGCUGAUGUCCUGGGUUACUCACAUCUGUCCCUGGAAGAUUUUCACCAAUUUCAAGCAGACAAAGAAUCAGAAAAAGUUUCUUAUGUUAUAAAGAAGUUAAAGGAAGAUUGCCACACAGAGAGAAAUACAAGGAAGUUUCUGUACGAACUUAUUGUGGCUCUUCUGAAAAUGGAUUGCCAAUGGUUAGUUGCACGUCUCAUCCAAGAAGCUGCUAUUCUGACUUCAGCUGUCAAGCUUGGAAAAGGCUGGAGGGAACUAGCUGAAAAGUUAGUACGACUCACAAAGCAACAAAUGGAGGCAUAUGAAAUUCCUCAUCGAGGAAACACUGGAGAUGUUGCUGUUGAGAUGAUGUGGAAGCCUGCCUAUGAUUUUCUGUAUACCUGGAGUGCUCACUAUGGAAAUAACUACAGAGAUGUGUUACAAGACCUUCAAUCAGCUUUGGACAGAAUGAAAAACCCUGUGACCAAACACUGGAGAGAAUUAACUGGAGCUUUAGUACUAGUAAAUUCUUUGGAGAUUUUGAGAGUAACUGCAUUCUCCACUUCUGAGGAAGUAUAGAAAUAAAGGGUGUGUUUUUGAUGGGAGGGAAAAUAGUAAGGGGAAAAUGAGGUAAUGGUGUGUGUGUGUGUGUGUGUGUGUGUGUGUGUGUGUAAGAAAGAAAGAAUCUCAGAAAAGCAUUAUAUUAAUUUCCUUCAUGUUCAAAACCAAUUUUGUUUUCUGAUGAAAGCACAGCCUAACUGAUAGGCAAGAUGGGUUUUAUCCUCAAAUAUGUAUUUUUGUGUAUGUUUCGAACACAAGUAUUAGGCUGUUUUGUUCUUAGAAAGGAAAGAAAAAAGAAAAGUGCCCUCUCUCUCUUUCAGUGUUAUUUUAAAUUUACUAAGUUAAAGCUGUUUGAAUAAUUACAUCACACAGAUAUCUGGGUAAACUAGAGGCUAUCAACAUGAACAAAGCAGUGUUCCCAGGAGGCAGCUAGAAAGGGGGGAAGCAAGCACACACCCUGUGGCCAGUCACGGCUGACUGCUUUCCACACCUGACCUCUUCAGUUCAUCAGUGGGGUUCGCCAGCAUCACCCCCAUUUUUCAUGUGAAGAAACUAAGGAAUGGAGAGAACGUCUGAGGCUACACAGCCAGUACAAAGUAGGUUUUCUGCUUGAAAACCUAUUUCUAUUUCUUUUUAAAAAAUCAUACUGCAUAACAGAAUGGUAAAAACCAAAUGCAUGUUAAGACUUACAGGGAAACAGACGCCAUUUCAUUUUAAGUGAGACUUGCUACUCUUUUUCAUUAUCUCUUGAAAGACUGCCAGAAGGAAAAUACGACUUAUCAGAAAUCUGUUGUCUGCGUGCAUGGACCUAGUAUUUUCAUCAGCUUCCUUCAGCAUCUUGGGGCCUCUCUAAAUCCUACCUAACUUGGGACUUUUUCUGCAGGAUUAUAAUGUAAAAUAGUUCUUUAGCUCUUGGGGAUUUUUAAUAAUAUGAGUUAUUAAAAAC
Messenger RNA from Rhinopithecus roxellana (golden snub-nosed monkey), 3561 nucleotides. It is a transcript of the gene MACC1, whose product is annotated as MET transcriptional regulator MACC1. The record is from RefSeq and is a predicted model, not a curated record. Gene Ontology annotation, molecular function: protein binding. The transcript is spliced from 5 exons. Gene Ontology annotation, cellular component: cytoplasm. The coding region runs from base 75 to 2633 and encodes 852 amino acids. Lineage: Eukaryota; Metazoa; Chordata; Mammalia; Primates; Cercopithecidae.